AUGUCGAUGCAAGCGGACAGCUCGCAGCAGCCCGCCGUGGUCGUGGUGACGCGUGAGAACGAGCCGGGCCAGGGCGGCGUGUGGAACACGCAGCGCAUGCUCCUCGGAUACGUGUCGCCAUUCAUGCUCGCCCCGCUACUUGUACUCAGGACGGAGAUUUCCAAGUGCCUAUACAUGGUGCUGCUCAUGUCUAUGAUGUGGCUCUCCAUGGUUCUACCUCAAGCGGCCACGGCCUUACUGCCACUGCUAGUGAUUCCUGUGAUGGGAAUAGCACGAUCAAAGGACGUCGCCGCCCUGUACUACAACGACGCCGUGCUGUCCCUGAUCUGCAGCUCGGCGAUCGCCGUCACCCUGGACCGGAGCCGCCUGCUCCGGCGGGUGGCUCUCAUCCUCCUGGCGAGUGCGGGCCUCGUGUACCGGCCCACCACCUCUGGCUGCACUGGUGUGCUCCUCGAGCGUGGUGCUGGCCGCCCUGGCGAGACCCACGCUUGCCGUCACCGUCAUGUCGGCCGCUGCGCGCGCGCUCGUGCUCGAGCUCCAGAGGUCAUCGGUGCUCAAGUACUCCAGGCCCUUGGUAUCGGCCAUGCCUGA
Dermacentor silvarum is the source of this 591-nucleotide messenger RNA. RefSeq names its product solute carrier family 13 member 3-like. The transcript is spliced from 3 exons. Gene Ontology annotation, biological process: citrate transport; monoatomic anion transmembrane transport. Bases 1 to 591 code for a protein of 196 amino acids. Gene Ontology annotation, molecular function: citrate transmembrane transporter activity; succinate transmembrane transporter activity. Lineage: Eukaryota; Metazoa; Arthropoda; Arachnida; Ixodida; Ixodidae. The record is from RefSeq and is a predicted model, not a curated record.